ACAAAGAAGCGCUAUCCAUUGAUCGCAGACGCGAUGACAUUGGUGUUUUGCCCAUAAUCCAGCGCGCAUGUCAUGAUAUACGCGAUACACACAUGCGCAAGCUCAUCACAUGACGUCAUGAUCGAUCAGCUGAGCUAGCUGCUGAGAUCGCGUAUCGAGAGCUGCGCCACAGCUGCUAUGCUAUGCUGAAACUACAGGUGAAACGAAACUACUAGCUGCCGGUUUGCCGCGCCCCGCAACUUCCCCGUCUGCCAUCCUUCGAGAUCCCGUUACCAUAGCGGUACCGGUACCUACCUAGCUCGGAUUGAUUCAUUAAUUGGACAUUGCAAAGAAAAAUAAGAAAAAUCUAUACACAGGUACAAGACCAGUGUCGUUCAGGCCUAAGUUGGAACAUGAAAGGCACUCAACAGCCGAUUAAAUUGCCUGGAAUUCUGCAGAAAACGGCGAAAAUGUUGUCUGUUCGCGGAAGUGGCAAAUCAGCCUCCACGACAUCAGGCUCAGGCUCGACAACUUUGGCACAACCCGACAAAGGAACAUUCUAUAAUAAAUUUACUGCAGCCGAAAACGAACAUGAAAUGUCCACAUCUGCACAGUUCAGUUCUUUCUUCAGGAGAAAGCAGCCACAGAAAAUGAUCGUCACAUCGGAGGAAAUAACAGCAUUUUUCCGACUUUUUGAUGAUGAUCUUAUCCAAGACUUCCUGUGGAUGGACUGUUGUGCAAAAACUGCUGACAAGUAUCUUUUGGCCAUGGUCUUUGCAUAUUUCAAAAGGGCUCAGUACACUAUCAAGCAGUACACAAGAAUGAAUUUCUUCGUAGCACUGUAUUUAGCAAGUGAUAUGGAAGAAGAUGAAGAGGAUGACAAGUACAAUAUCUUCCCUUGGGCAUUGGGGAGGAACUGGAGAAACACUUAUCCUGGCUUUCUGCGCAAGAGAGACAGACUGCUAAGGACUAUCCAGUACAGAGCUGCAGUCAGUAGAAAGUGUUGUGAAGAGGUUAUGAGCUUGGUCCCAGACCACAUCAUCUGGAAACGUGAACGAAUGCCACACCAUGCCGGAGCUGUCAGGAAAUAUCCAGACUACGACGAUGAUGACGAGGCCAUUCCUAUGGGACCCGAUGCAACACCCGUUCACUGCAGAGCAUGUGAGAAAGCAGGGGGAUUUGCCUUUGACAUUGAAAUUCAUCAGAGUCCAGAUAGUGGCUUUCUCUACCUAUCAUCAUGCACAGAUAGCUCUACUGAUUCAGCAGGAAGCAUUGAGGAAAUGGAAAGCUCAUCGUAUCCUAAGUUGGAAGAGCUUCCUAUGAAAGGUCAUGGGGACUUCAACUUUGAGGAAGCUUCCAUCUGGGCAGCCAGAGAUGAAUGAUAUGGAUUACAUCAAAUAAUGAAUGCCAGUAAUGGGCGUACAGGUAAAUUUAUCUUGUAGACCUAUACUUGCUUAAAAAAAAAGUGGUCAAAUAUUUGUCACUUGAAAGGAGGAAGUCCACCCUGAA
This is a messenger RNA of Lytechinus variegatus (green sea urchin), 1488 nucleotides long. It is a transcript of the gene spdya, whose product is annotated as speedy protein A-like. Gene Ontology annotation, biological process: positive regulation of cyclin-dependent protein serine/threonine kinase activity. Gene Ontology annotation, molecular function: protein kinase binding. The record is from RefSeq and is a predicted model, not a curated record. The coding region runs from base 393 to 1361 and encodes 322 amino acids. The transcript is spliced from 6 exons. Lineage: Eukaryota; Metazoa; Echinodermata; Echinoidea; Temnopleuroida; Toxopneustidae.